This is a messenger RNA of Vidua macroura (Pin-tailed whydah), 3395 nucleotides long. RefSeq names its product methylcrotonyl-CoA carboxylase subunit 1 (gene MCCC1). The record is from RefSeq and is a predicted model, not a curated record. Gene Ontology annotation, molecular function: ATP binding; metal ion binding; methylcrotonoyl-CoA carboxylase activity. NCBI's taxonomy places the organism in Eukaryota, Metazoa, Chordata, Aves, Passeriformes, Viduidae. Gene Ontology annotation, cellular component: mitochondrion. The transcript has 20 exons. The coding region runs from base 19 to 2157 and encodes 712 amino acids.
CCGCCCGCGCUGCCCAUCAUGGCGCUGGCUGCGGCCGAGCGGGGCCGCGGCUGCCUCGGGGCGCUGCGCCGGCUGCAAUGGAACCAAGUACGAAUAUUUGUGAAAUGGGCUUCAACGAUAGGAGGUCACAGCAUAGGGAAGAUCCUUAUUGCAAACCGAGGAGAAAUCGCCUGCAGGGUGAUGCGAACAGCCAAGAAAAUGGGGGUGAAGUCUGUGGCAGUUUAUAGUGAAGCAGACAGGAAUUCCAUGCAUGUUGCAAUGGCAGAUGAAGCAUAUUGCAUUGGUCCACCACCCUCACAGCAGAGUUACUUGGCCAUGGAGAAAAUACUGCAGGUGGCCAAGAUCUCAGCAGCACAGGCUAUUCAUCCGGGUUAUGGUUUCCUCUCAGAAAACACAGAGUUUGCAGAGCUGUGUAAGCAGCAGGGAAUCAUCUUCAUAGGUCCUCCUUCAUCUGCUAUCAGAGAUAUGGGUAUUAAAAGCACUUCCAAAGCUAUAAUGUCUGCUGCUGGCGUUCCUGUUGUUGAAGGUUAUCAUGGAGAAGAUCAGUCUGAUGAGUGUCUAAAGGAACAUGCCAGGAGAAUUGGAUACCCAGUAAUGAUUAAAGCUGUCCGUGGGGGUGGAGGGAAGGGCAUGAGGAUUGCUCAUUCAGAAAAGGAGUUUCUGGACCAACUAGAAUCAGCAAGGAGAGAAGCAAAGAAGUCUUUUAAUGAUGAUGCAAUGCUGAUUGAGAAAUUUGUAGAUAAUCCAAGGCAUGUUGAAGUCCAGGUAUUUGGUGACCAGCAUGGCAAUGCAGUGUAUUUGUUUGAAAGAGACUGCAGUGUACAAAGGAGGCAUCAGAAAAUCAUUGAAGAGGCACCAGGGCCAGGAAUUAGUCCAGAGGUUCGAAGGAGACUUGGAGAAGCUGCUGUCAAAGCAGCUAAAGCAGUGAAUUACGUGGGAGCAGGAACAGUCGAAUUUAUUAUGGACUCCCAACAUAAUUUUUAUUUCAUGGAGAUGAAUACCAGGCUGCAAGUAGAGCACCCAGUUACAGAGAUGAUCACUGGAACAGACUUGGUGGAAUGGCAGCUCAGGGUUGCAGCAGGAGAGAAGAUUCCUCUAAUGCAGGAAGAGAUCCUGCUCCAGGGCCAUGCAUUUGAAGCUAGAAUAUAUGCUGAAGACCCUAAUAAUAACUUUAUGCCAGGAGCUGGGCCACUGUUGCACUUAUCCACCCCCCCAGCAGAUCGUUUCACCAGGAUAGAGACUGGAGUCAGGCAAGGUGAUGAGGUUUCUGUGCAUUAUGACCCCAUGAUUGCAAAGCUGGUUGUUUGGGCUGAGGACCGACAGGCAGCUCUCAGAAAGCUGCGCUACAGUUUGCACCAGUACAAUAUUGUAGGACUAAGCACUAAUAUUGAUUUCUUACUGAGCCUGUCAGGACACCCACAGUUUGAGGCUGGAAAUGUGCACACUAAUUUCAUUCCUCAACACCAUGAUGAACUAUUUCCAGCCAAAAAGGCAACUCCACAUGAAGUUAUGUGUCAGGCAGCUCUAGGGCUCAUACUGAAAGAGAAGAUGCUAACAGAUGCUUUCAGAGAUCAGUCAGAUGAUAAAUUCUCACCAUUUGCAUCCAGCACUGGUAGAAGAAUAAAUAUAUGUUACACUAGAAAACUGUCUCUGCUGGAUGGGGAAAACAUUGUGGAUGUAGCUGUAACUUACAAUCAAGAUGGGUCAUACAAAAUGCAGAUUCAAGAUAAAGAGUUCCUGAUUUCUGGAGAGAUCUUGAAAGAAGGUGAUUCCCUUUACUUGAGGUCUUCAGUAAAUGGAACAGUGUCUAAGUCCAAGUUGGUCAUUUUGGACAACACCAUUUAUCUGUUCUUCCCGGAAGGCAGUGCUCAGAUUGGCCUCCCUGUGCCCAAAUACUUGUCUGCAGUGAGUUCAGGGGCAGAGCAAAGUGGAGCUGUGGCACCAAUGACAGGCACAGUAGAAAAGGUGUUUGUGAAGGCAGGGGAUAAGGUUCAGAUUGGAGACCCUCUAAUGGUUAUGAUAGCUAUGAAAAUGGAGCACACCAUAAGGGCUCCCAAGGCAGGAGUGAUUAAAAAGGUCAAUUUCCAAGAAGGUGCCCAGGCCAACAGGCAUGCUCCACUCGUUGAAUUCAUGGAUGAAGAGGCAGAGUCAAAAUAAAAUUCAAUGAAGUGAUUUGCGUGAGGAAAGGACUGGAAGAAGAUGUGAAACUCUGAAAGGUUCAGAGAGGUUAAUAAGGACUAUAAGGUACAGACAGGUUGGGUUCUUCUUAUUCACAGCUGCCUUUUUCCCCUUAAAUAUGUGAGGAUUGAUUUGAAGGAAAUCUAAAAGACUGUUUUUCUAUUUUCUGACAAAAUUCCUGUUUGUAUCUUAUGUUUCUGCCUUAAUAGGGAAUUCAGGAUUGUUCUUAGCCCAGAAUCUCUCUCAAUCAUUUCUGAUGCAUCUGUUUUUCCUGUUUACCUCAAUGAGUUGUGGAAAUUUGCAUUUCAAAAAUUAUUUUAAUAUACCUCAAAAUACGUGAUGCAAACCAUUUCUCAAAUACAUUUGCUACACUAAUCAAAGUUAAAAUGUAACUGCUUUCCAAAAAUACCAUUUGAACUUUAAACAUUAAGUAGUAACAUAGAAAUAUAAGCUUAUUUAAUACUUAGUGUGCCAAAAUACAAUACUGACUUCAAAAUCUUCAUUACUGUUACCAUAUUGUUCAUGUCCUAAUGUAUUUCUUAUUGGCUGGAAUGAAGUACACCACAGUCUUUAUAACAUGAAACGUUACUAAGAAUAAUGGAUUUUUUUUUUUUUUUGUAUCUGCAGGGUUUCAGAAGGGAAAAUUGGUAGGUUUUUGGAUAUGCAAAGAAAAAGAAUUCUCAGACUAAGCAUACUGAUAAUUUGCCAUAAUUUUAACUUAUUUAACCAGCACCUUAGAGAAACAAGGGAAAGAAAAAAAUGUUUUAAUUGUUGCAAACUUCGAAAGUCUUUUCAUUUUUCGGUUAAUGUGAAGUUCUGUUACCAUGUGAAGUUUUGAUAUGCUAAUUUAAUUAAAUAAUCUGUUUUCUGCUGCAGAAAGGAACAAUCAGAUGCUGCAGUGAUCCCAAGCCUGUAGUUAAAUCUGUGCAAAUGGACCCUUACCUGAAAUCUCAUUUCUGAAUCAAUAUACAGUAUCAUGGGGAAUUCUCUGGUCUGCUUUUAUAAUUGUGCAGCCUUGUCUGCAAUGCAGAAAAAAAGUGAUGAAAAAGCAAUGACUCUGGAUGAUCAGUGUAUUAAAAACAUAUUUUAAUACUUCAUAAUUUUCCUUCCAAUCUUACGGUCACCUAGCAAAUAAUUAAAUUCCAGUGAUCAUCUUGUAGAAUAUUGCCACUAUUAUUUGUAUUUACUGCCAAAUAAAAAUCAAGCAUAACUUGGAA